Messenger RNA from Quercus lobata, 453 nucleotides. Its product is annotated as TMV resistance protein N-like. The transcript has a single exon. The coding region runs from base 1 to 453 and encodes 150 amino acids. The record is from RefSeq and is a predicted model, not a curated record. Gene Ontology annotation, biological process: signal transduction. NCBI's taxonomy places the organism in Eukaryota, Viridiplantae, Streptophyta, Magnoliopsida, Fagales, Fagaceae.
AUGUCUUCCAUUAGCUCUCAGGAGGCCUCCUCUUCAUCAUCAUUUUCAUCUUCAACAUCUCGGUGGAAAUAUGAUGUCUUUCUUAGUUUUAGAGGUGAAGACACUUGCACUAGUUUUACAGACCAUCUAUAUGUUGCUUUAAAACAAAGGGGCAUAGUUAUCUUUGGAGAUGAGGAAAAUCUUGAGAUAGGAAAAUCUAUUUCAUCGAAGUUCUUGAAAGCAAUAAAAGAAUCAAGAUUUGCAAUUGUCAUUCUCUCAAGAAAAUUUGCAUCAUCAGCAUGGUGCUUGGAUGAACUUACAAAGAUAAUUGGAUGCCUGAAAGAGACAACCACAACUGUUUUUCCAAUAUUUUAUGAUGUGGACCCAUCUGAUGUACGAAAACAAAUAGGCGCUUUUGCCCAAGCCUUUUCUAAACAUGAAGAACAUUUUAUGGACAAUAUAGAGAAAGUGUAA